Messenger RNA from Capsella rubella, 712 nucleotides. RefSeq names its product glutaredoxin-C1. NCBI's taxonomy places the organism in Eukaryota, Viridiplantae, Streptophyta, Magnoliopsida, Brassicales, Brassicaceae. Gene Ontology annotation, molecular function: glutathione disulfide oxidoreductase activity. Bases 187 to 528 code for a protein of 113 amino acids. The record is from RefSeq and is a predicted model, not a curated record. Gene Ontology annotation, cellular component: cytoplasm. The transcript has 4 exons. Gene Ontology annotation, biological process: cellular response to oxidative stress.
CAAAUGAAAAAGUAAACAGCACCUUGAUACAAUCGUCCUCCGAGCUUGAUUCAAAUUAACUUAACUUCUGGUUUUUGUCAGUAAGAUUGGCAAGAAACACCUGAAAGAGUUGCUCUGGAUAAUUUCUGCUAGAUCCUUAAAAAAGGUAUAAAAAGUUGAUUGGGUUCUCUCUUCAGUGAAUAACGAAUGAGCAAGGAAGAGAUUCAGAUGGCGAUGAACAAGACCAAAGAGAUCGUCUCCUCUCACCCGGUCGUCGUCUUCAGCAAGACUUACUGUCGUUAUUGCCAGAGGGUGAAGCAGCUGCUAACACAACUUGGAGCAAGUUUUAAAGUAUUUGAGCUCGAUGAGAUCAGCCAUGGAAGUGAGAUCCAAUCAGCUUUGUCAGAGUGGACUGGCCAGAGUACUGUUCCAAGCGUCUUUAUCAAAGGAAAACAUAUCGGUGGAAGCGAUAUUCAUUUGUGGUUGCAUUGUUUUUGCAGAAGUUAUGGAGACUUACAAGCAAGACAAGCUUGUGCCUCUCCUUACUGAAGCUGGUGCUCUUGCCAAUAUCCCUUCCAAGCUUUGAUGUAACGCUGAAACCGUUGUCUCAGGACUUCUCAUUGCUAUGUUUUAGAUCAUGAAAAUGUAUUGUCAAUUAACACAAAUAAAAGAAUUAUCCUUUCUCUUUGUUAACAGAUUAAUGGAAUAAAGAUUUGAGUAAACUGUUCUACUC